AAAAGGCUCAAAGGCGGGCCUAUGCGCUUUGCUCUAGAGCUAUAAAUGCAUUAGCUUGCGUUCAUUUUUCCCACAGGGAUCCAUAGUCGCACGGAAAGACAGAUACGCCCAGGAAACGUACGGACAGUCACAUACAGGUGAAUAAUGGCUCGUACCAAGCAGACCGCUCGUAAAUCCACCGGAGGAAAGGCGCCAAGGAAGCAGCUGGCAACUAAGGCUGCCCGGAAAAGCGCGCCAUCCACGGGUGGAGUGAAGAAGCCCCACAGAUACAGGCCUGGUACUGUUGCUUUGCGUGAGAUCCGUCGCUACCAGAAGUCCACUGAGCUGCUCAUCAGGAAGCUUCCUUUCCAGCGUCUUGUCAGGGAAAUCGCCCAGGAUUUCAAGACCGAUUUGCGGUUCCAGAGCGCAGCCAUUGGCGCCCUGCAGGAGGCCAGUGAGGCUUACUUGGUGGGUCUGUUUGAGGACACAAACCUGUGUGCCAUCCAUGCCAAGAGGGUGACCAUCAUGCCCAAGGACAUCCAACUGGCCAGGCGAAUCAGAGGAGAGCGUGCUUAAGCAUUUGGCUUUUAUUUUUUAAUUGUGUAGGGGGUUGGUUGGGUUAGGAUUGACUUGUUUUGUAAAUUGUGAACCAUUACCAGCAUGUGUAGCUCCCAAUUUGACACAUUUGUCUGUUUUUUUAUAUAUAUAUUUGACUCAACUAUGCUAUUCACUAUAGUAGUGCUUCAUCUGAAAACUCUUUUCUCUGCCUUUCUCAGGGCUGUUAGCUCAUCUUAUCCUGUGUGUGCAUGCCAUGGGAUUUCUUUCUUGUAAAUAAAAUUUCCACUACCUCAAA
Doryrhamphus excisus (bluestripe pipefish) is the source of this 832-nucleotide messenger RNA. RefSeq names its product H3 histone, family 3D (gene h3f3d). Gene Ontology annotation, cellular component: nucleosome. Gene Ontology annotation, molecular function: protein heterodimerization activity; structural constituent of chromatin; DNA binding. NCBI's taxonomy places the organism in Eukaryota, Metazoa, Chordata, Actinopteri, Syngnathiformes, Syngnathidae. The record is from RefSeq and is a predicted model, not a curated record.